Molecule: messenger RNA, 690 nt
Organism: Mycena citricolor
Lineage: Eukaryota; Fungi; Basidiomycota; Agaricomycetes; Agaricales; Mycenaceae
Source: the annotation of a GenBank genome assembly
AUGAUGCUUGAUCCUUUGCAGAAGUUCAACUACUUUGCUGCUCAGUGGAGCGAUGAUCUCAUGCGCGAGGUUGUCGACACAGCAGAGAAGAUCUUCAAAUUUUAUUGGCUCAAGGCUGGUGGAGCCCAGAGCGAAAAAAAUUGUCCGCAGAAGAAAGCGAGGACUAACAAGUACAAGAGUCUUGCAUCCGACGACGAAGAUGAUGUCCCUACUCGGGUGCAGCCCCCCGCAGCCCCAAAUGUUGAUGUGUCACGUCCAUGGUCGCAGGAUUUUAGGAAGUACAUCGAGCUCGAGGAUGAGAUCGUUCCCGAGGGAACAAAUGUAAUCGAUUGGUGGAGCAGAAAUCAUCAACGCUUUCAUCCGGGGUGGCGCCUAUUGGCGCUCGACUAUCUGGCAAUCCAAGCUGCCUCAGUAUCUUGUGAACGGGCAUUCUCGUCGAGCGGCAUCACAAUCUCUGAUCGCCGUAACCGGCUCAAAGGUGACAUUGUCGAGGCUCUGCAGUUCCUGAAGUGCAGUUUCCGCGAGGAUUUGCUCAUUCGCGAGUUCUUGAACAGUGACAACGAGCCUCUGUUGAUAUUGGAGGACAACAGUGCCGACUCAGCGUUGGAUGGAUUCCGAGUAUGGGAUGACUGUCUCGCUGAUGAGCCCGAUGAGGGAGAGGAUGAUGAGGACAUCCAGAUUACUGUUUAA